Epithele typhae is the source of this 744-nucleotide messenger RNA. Its product is annotated as Mu homology domain-containing protein. Bases 1 to 744 code for a protein of 247 amino acids. The record is from RefSeq and is a predicted model, not a curated record. NCBI's taxonomy places the organism in Eukaryota, Fungi, Basidiomycota, Agaricomycetes, Polyporales, Epitheliaceae. Gene Ontology annotation, biological process: endoplasmic reticulum to Golgi vesicle-mediated transport; Golgi localization; retrograde vesicle-mediated transport, Golgi to endoplasmic reticulum. The transcript has 4 exons. Gene Ontology annotation, cellular component: COPI vesicle coat; cytosol.
AUGGGGAGCCCCGCGAGCGUGCAUAUCGUCACCAAAGAGUCUAUCAGUCUCGAGCUUUUACGCGAAGGCGGCCUCAACAACCUCGAACUGCGCGGUGACAUGAACCUGCAUAUCUCCGACCCUGCGUUCGGCCGCAUCAAGCUUGCGCUUGCACCUGCGCCUACCUUCGGCGCUGAACUGCACUUCAAGCACCAUCCGAGCGUUGGCGAGUUUGCCGCCAACGGUGACCGUCUCGUCGCUCUCAAGGACCCCUCGCGGUCGUUCCCGAUCGGUCAACCGCUGACCGUGCUCAAGUGGAUAUACUCUGGCAAAGAUGAGGAGCACGUACCGCUGUCGAUCAACUGCUGGCCCACCCCGUCCAACGACGGGACGUGCGACGUGAAAAUCGAGUACGAGCUCGAGAACAAGGACAUCACCUUGUCCGACGUCGUCAUCUCUAUCCCAUUGCCCGGCGGCUCCUAUCCCACCGUCUCGUCCCACACUGGCGUAUGGGCUCUCAACUCGUCCAGCCAUUCGCUAGACUGGUCGACUCCCCUGAUCAACACCGACGAUCGCUCCGGGUCGCUCGAAUUCUCGGUCGGUGGCGAGGACCCGAGGGCCUUUUUCCCGGUGAAGGCGUCGUUCGUCGCACAGGGCAGCAUCGCGGGAGUCAAUGUUCAGUCGGUGACAAGCGUCGAGGACGAUGAGCUGGAGUUCUCGGAAGACGCGACCGUGAGCGUCGAUAAUUACGCUGUCGUGUACUAG